CGAAGCUUCGUAUUCAGCGUUGAUGCAUGUGUGUGUCCUUGCCAGGCGAUCCACUCGCUGGCCUGGCACCACGAAGGGAAGCAGUUCAUCUGCAGCCACUCGGACGGCACGCUCACCAUAUGGAACAUCAAGUCACCCGGCAAACCCGCACAGACAAUCACCCCUCACGGAAAACAGCCCAAGGAUGGCAAGAAGCCGGAACCAUGCAAACCCAUUCUAAAGGUGGAAUACAAGACGACCAGAGCCGGGGACCCCUACAUGAUCCUUUCUGGGGGCCUGUCCUACGACACGGUGGGCAGGCGGCCGUGUCUCACGGUGAUGCACGGCAAGAGUACGGCGGUGCUGGAGAUGGACCACCCCAUCGUGGACUUCCUGACGCUGUGCGAGACACCCUAUCCCAACGAUUUCCAGGAACCGUAUGCAGUAGUGGUCCUUCUAGAAAAGGACUUGGUAGUGAUCGAUCUCGCCCAGAAUGGUUACCCAAUUUUCGAGAACCCAUACCCGCUAGCCAUCCACGAGUCCCCGGUGACCUGUUGUGAGUACUUCGCUGACUGCCCCGUGGACAUCAUCCCUGCACUUUACUCAGUUGGUGCCCGUCAGAAGCGACAAGGCUAUAGUAAAAAGGAAUGGCCUAUAAGUGGUGGAAACUGGGGCCUGGGAACACAAAGCUACCCAGAGAUAAUUAUAACCGGACAUGCUGAUGGGUCAGUGAAGUUCUGGGAUGCUUCUGCAAUAAUGCUUCAGGUGCUGUACAAGCUGAAGACCGCCAAAGUGUUCGAGAAGUCGCGCAACAAGGAAGACAAGCCCAGCACAGACAUUGUGGACGAGGACCCCUUCGCCAUCCAGAUCCUGUCCUGGUGCGCCGAGAGCCGGAUGCUGUGUGUGGCAGGCGUCUCCGCGCACGUCAUCGUCUACCGCUUCAGCAAACAGGAAGUGACAACGGAGGUGGUGCAGCUCCUGGAGGUCCGGCUGCAGUACGAGCUCAACGACGCAGAGUCCCCAGAAGUGGGGCUGGAACAGCUUCCGGCAGGCGGAACUUCGAGCCCCCAGACGAGCGUGUCCCAUUCUCACCCCUCCACCAGCAGCAGCUCCUCAGACGGGAUCCGGGAUAAUGUGCCCUGCCUCAAGGUCCGUAGCACCCCGCUGAAGCAGUCGCCGGGGUACCAGGUGGAGCUGGUGGUGCAGCUGGUGUGGGUCAGCGGGGAGCCACCGCAGCAGAUCACCAGCCUGGCCGUGAACUCCUCCUAUGGCCUCGUCGUAUUCGGCAACAGCAAUGGCCUGGCCGUCGUGGACUACCUACAGAAGACUGUCCUGCUCAACCUGGGGACGGUCGAGCUGUACGGCUCCAAUGACCCCUACCAGAGACAGCCGCGCUCCCCCCGCAAAUCGAGACAACCCUCCGGAGGCCUCGGUGACAUCAGCGAGGGAUCCACCACUUCAGAGGACCGCUGCAAAUCUCCCACUUCAGUGCUGACGUCAAACCAUCAGCAGCUGUACAAUGGCGGAGGUAGAGGAGCUAAGAUGUCACGGAAAUUAAGCUUGCCUACUGAGCUAAAGCCAGAUUUGGACGGCCGGGACAGCUCCUUCAGCCGCUCGCGCAGCUCCAGUGUGACCAGCAUCGACAAGGAGGCGCGGGAGGCCAUCACGUCGCUGCACUUCGCCGAGACGUUUGCCCGCAAGGGUGAGGCCGUCGCCACGCCCAGCCUGUGGGUGGGCACCUCCCUGGGCACCGUGCUGGGCGUGGCGCUCAGCCUGCCCCCUCCAGGCGAGCAGAGGCUACUACAGCCAGUCAUCGUGUCACCGAGCGGCACGCUGAUCAGACUGAAAGGAAGCAUCCUACGGAUGGCCUUUCUGGACGGCACCGGGACCAUCAUUCCCCCAGCCCACGAGCCCUGGUACGAGCCCAACGCCUUCGAUGACCGGGACGAGCGGGAGAAGGCGCGGAAGCGGAGGCCGGUGUCGGUGUCGCCGUCGGCGUCGCAGGAGCUGAGCGAGACCCACUACGCCGUGGUGUGCUCGGAGAAGCAGGCCAAGGUGCUGGCCCUGCCCUCGCAGGCCUCCGUCAAGCACAACAUCACCGAGACGUCCUUCGUGCUGCGCAGCGACGUGGUGCAGAUGGGCACUGGUGUAUGCGUCGCCUGCUUCUGCGCCAAUGGCCACAUCAUGGCCCUUAGUCUACCCGGCCUAAGACCACUGCUGGACGUGAACUACCUGCCGCUGACCGAUAUGAGAAUCGCCAGGACGUUCUGCUUCAGCAACAACGGACAGGCCAUGUAUCUGAUCUCCCCCACCGAGAUCCAGAGGAUCACCUACAGCCAGGACACCUGCGAGAACCUACAGGAGAUGCUUGGAGAGCUUUUCACUCCUGUGGAAACCCCUGAGGCUCCCAACAGAGGCUUCUUCAAGGGUCUCUUUGGGGGCGGCGCACAGUCCCUGGACCGGGAGGAGCUGUUCGGGGAAUCUGUGGCAGGCAAAGCCUCGCGGAGCCUGGCUCAGCACAUCCCUGGACCUGGCGGCAUCGAGGGCAUGAAGGGGGCAGCGUCGGGUGUGGUAGGCGAUCUGGCACGUGCCCGCAUUGCGCUGGAUGAGAGGGGACAGAAGCUUGGAGAACUGGAGGAGAGGACGGCGGCCAUGAUGGCGAGCGCGGAGUCCUUCUCCAAACAUGCCCACGAUAUGAUGCUGAAGUGCAAAGACAAGAAGUGGUACCAGUUCUGAUCAGUGCGGGGGGAGCUGAGGGACUUCGUGCUCUUGUACACGGCGCCACCUGGAGGCCAGCGGCCCCCCCACCUCCCUCCCUCAGUUCUGCUGGACAGCAGGGACAGGCCCCAGAGGAGCGCUCGAGCACAAUAACGGUCCUCCACCGCCUCGGCUUUGGGUGGAAAAUGAAUCGAAAGGGGGAAAAAAAAUCACCUUGAUGGUGUCGUCUUCUUCUGUUCGUGCUGUUUCCUUUCUUUUUGUUUCCCCCAACAACAACCAAUAUGGCUGAGAGUAAAAGUGGUCCCCUGGCCAAGAGGAAGGGGGCCAGCAGACUCCUCAGGGAGCCCGUCCCAUGCUGGGGGGGGGUCUCCCUUCUCCCAUUUUCUAAAGCCAAAUGUCUCCGCUCCCACUUUUAUCCUCAAUGGGGCCAACAAGGUCAAAGAGUAACUAAGACAAAACUUAAAAACCUGAAAAAUACAAGAGAAAAAAAAUAUAUAUAUAAUUCUAAAUAUUACUCAACUCUAUAUUCACAUAUGACUGUCGUAUGCAAAACAGAGGAUAAACCACCAGUGAAGAGCAGGGUACUCUGCCCCUUGGAAUCCUGGAAUACCAUGUCCCGGACUCCCACAGGAAACAGUGACCUCCAGCAGUGGAUGCCCAAAGGGUGCAAACAGGCUCCUUGUUCAGUCCUGCCCCACUAUAACAUAGAAAUCCAUUUGUUUUUCAUUCCGUUUGUCAUUCGUUUCCUUUCGCUCUUAGUCUCUUCUGACUUUCUAUCGGUCAGGUGUACGCCUUGUGGCCCCCGUGUCUAGCUUUGUCGUCCGUGAAUCACUUCUGGGUUGUUUUCUUUGUCGUAUUGAGAGUAUUUCGUGGCAAAUGAACUGUAUGUUAAUUGUCCAUAUAAAAGAGCUGGUAUUCAAAGGUAACGCAGAGCCCAUCAUGUCUCUUAGUUAAAAUUCCUGAUUUUUUAAUGUCUGAAAACUACUGCAUGGCGUGGAUAGUUCAGGAGCAGAAAGUAACAAUCCAGGCCAAGAUUUUGUUUCAACCAACCAGCUGAGUAACGAACAGUGAUAGAGUAUUUAACUGGUUGGUUGGAACAAAAUCUUGGCCUGGAUUUUUACUUUCUGGACCUGGACUAUCUACCUUUGGCACGGACUCACUGGCGGCAGGAGGCUUAGAACAGAGAUGGAAUCUGAAGUGACCAUGAUAACUGUUUCCUCCAUCUUUUUGUUCUGAUGCCGUCGUCCGGGUGCCGCAGGCUCGCUCUGCGUUGUUUCCACUCACGCUGCAGCUGACAACCGCAUCGCAAUUUGCGUCCGUGUACGUAGUUUUCAUUUUUUCCUCUGGGGCGAAACAGAGGUACUUGUAUCAAAAACAAUAUUCAGAGCUACUGACUUACUCUCAGUUUGUUCCUCUUCCUCUUCAGUUAAGGAGCAUGUUGAGCGUAAUGCGCUUAGUGGCGUUCGUUAGGGAAAUGGCAAAAUGACUGGAUGAAUCGUGGCAAAUUUCUGUUCAUUCGUGACCAUAAGCUGAGAAGCCGGUUUUCUGCAGGACGAGAGGCCCUGUGGUGGGUCUCCUGCACGGUGCCAAAGGCAGGUCGUCUGGGAAGGAUAUUGUGUGUGUCUGUCUGUGUGUUUCCGUGUGUGUGUGUGUGUGUGUGUUAGCUUCAAAAACGCUUUGACAGGGGUCUGCCUGGGGAUAGGCUGUGGACUUUCUAGAAAUAUAUAUAUAAACACACAUAUAUAUGUGUGUGUGUGUAUAUAUGUAUUGAGCUGCCCAUGUAGUCACCCCUUUGUUUUGUCUAUGAAUUGUGCUUUUUAAGCUGAAGCAGUGAGGACGUGGGUGAUAGAAUCCAGUCCAAAUUUUCUGCUCACUAAGAUGAAAUAUGUGUGUUUUAAUUGUGCUUCACCCAUUUAUUUUAUUCAUCAUCCACUGCUUCGAGAGCUAUUGUUCCUCUCCCUUGACCACACAGGCCGUCCUGUAGGCAGAAAGCCCUUGACGGCCGCUGGCCGCAGUUGUCCCGCACAAUGAAAUGCGUCACCGCGCUCUAUCUGAUCCUAUUGGUUGGCAUUCCAGGAAUUAUCAACCGGAGAGUCUCUCCUGGGGCGGACGUCAUGCGUUAUUACUAAUCUCGAUUGAUGAGUGUAUCCGUCUGCGAAACGUGUGAGUAACUUCAUAAUGGUGUGCUAGUUACAGGAACACAUUAAUAUAUGUUUUACUGUAUGUGGAGAUGUAUAAUUCCUUAUUGGUAUUCUCAGUGUGAAUCUUUCCGGUUUUUUUAUAGAGUGCAAAAAGCUGCUAUUUAUGUCACGUAGGAGAACAUCUAGCCGGAAGUUUUUCCUCCUUUACCGAUUGAGGGAUAAAGCUUUUUUUUUCCUGCCAAGUUUUUACAUCCUGAUGUAAAUAAUGAGACAGCUGGAGGCAAAUCUGAAAGUGCAGAUUUCGCAAAGUAAUGAGAAAAGGUUAGUCGCCAUAUUCGUGUCAGACGCCAAAGAUUUCGUUUUUGUUAUUUUCUGUUUAUCCCCAAAGUCUUCAGCGCCCCCCCAUCACAGAACCGGCGCGGCCCCGUGCAGCACCAAGUCCGCAUAACGCCCUAUCCUGCCGGCGACAGCUGCGCUUACCCUGCUGCAUAAACGGCUGUGUGAUUUGCAUUAUGCAGUAACUUGUAGUGUUACCCCCGCAUAAUUUAUGUCUAAAUGCGUGCUUAUGGGAGGGAAGGUGGCCAGUGCUGAUAUCUGAAUCCUGUAUUUUUGUAUUGUUUCCGCUCUUAUUGCACAGGCGUUUGAUUUUGUCGCCGCUCUCUCCUUAGAGCACAUAAGGACCAACGCAUUUAAAACGGAUAGAUUCUGCAUAAAUAAUAUAUAUUAUAGUGAGGAGGAAUGGCCACACUUUCAGAUUUGUUUCCAAGUUCCGUUUAUUGAUAAUCUGUUAUAUUUGUACUAUACUUUUAAUUUGGAUAAAUUUGAUAAAUCAAUAAUUUAAUUUAUAAUUUAAGAAAAAAGAUAUUACAUUUACAGAUAUUUAUCAUUACCUGUGUGCAUAAAGGUGUGUAUAUUGUCUAUAUUUAAAAAUGAAAGAAUAAUUCAUGUUUCUAAUGAGAAAAUGUACGGUAUUUGUAUGUCGGAGCGGCUGGUGUCGGCUGGACGGCGAGUCUGUGAACGCGGAUUCUGUCUUGCCCACAUCUGGGUUGCGGUGUAGUAGUAUUGGCACCGACAUAUGUCGACGGCCGGCAGGCACAGACCCGGUUAUUUCUUGCACAAUAGCGGACGCAUGAUAUUCAGUGUUUACUAAUAAAAUGCCGUUUGAGCCCGUCAUCAUUUUCCGAGCUCGCUUCCCUCGCCAUAUACACCUUCACCGGUAAUUUCAACGCCUUCUAUCAUGUUUAGCCCUUUUGUUUUCUGUUGUAUGCUGUGUGCGCAUUGUCGUGAGGAUGUUGGUGACUAGUUACUACUGUACCUUCCCAGAAAACGUGAGGAAAAUAUUACACGGAUGACUGAGGUGCCCUAUAGCUCCCUUCUCGUUUCUCUUUUUUGUAACCCUAGCAUCCAGUAUUCUCCUGAUAAGAAUCCACUUUAACAUACUUGGGAAAGUUUGUGUCCUAUUCGCCAUAUUCUGUCUUGGAAAAAUACGUUACCAGUGGGUUGCAGUAUUUUCUCAUUGUAGCCAAUUUUUCUUGUACAGUUUUAUGCAAAUUUCACAUGGAUGUUUAUGACUAUGAAUCUGCUGCCACAAACAAUUUAGAAAUUCUGUAGAUAGAAAUUACUGUGCAAUGGGAAAUAAAUAUGAAAUAUGAAA
This is a messenger RNA of Brienomyrus brachyistius, 6492 nucleotides long. Its product is annotated as syntaxin-binding protein 5-like. Gene Ontology annotation, cellular component: cytoplasm; plasma membrane; SNARE complex. Lineage: Eukaryota; Metazoa; Chordata; Actinopteri; Osteoglossiformes; Mormyridae. Gene Ontology annotation, molecular function: myosin II binding; syntaxin binding; GTPase activator activity. The annotation marks the transcript as partial. Gene Ontology annotation, biological process: regulation of exocytosis; regulation of protein secretion. The transcript is spliced from 20 exons. The record is from RefSeq and is a predicted model, not a curated record.